AUGGCUGAUGAAGCUGGUCGUAUACUUCUCAAGUGUUUGAGCAAAGGUGGGAGGAAACUUCGGAGGGAGAUGGUGGUGCACAUGAACAAGGAUGAUAUCCAAGAGGAACGCCCUGGGUUGGAUGAUGAAGCCAAACAAGCUUGGAUCAGGGAAGAGGCUGCCAAAUGCCAUCGGGUGGUCAUCCGACACAAAAAGGUGGGAGGUCGACCCAGCUCAGCAAGCACAAAAUCAGCGCAGGGUCUUUUGUUGAUCAAGCUGACACGCAACCUCCCUUGCUGUCGGGCUUGGAUGAUGAAGCUAUGCUAG
Messenger RNA from Durusdinium trenchii, 306 nucleotides. The record is from the annotation of a GenBank genome assembly. Lineage: Eukaryota; Dinophyceae; Suessiales; Symbiodiniaceae.